AUCCUCCCAUGACUAUGUCCUUACUAGCUUUGAAUCUUCCUUCCAUCGCGGCAAUGGGAGAAAUUGGCCACCGAGGGGGGCCAGGCCGGAAGGGCCGCGUGGACCUAUUCCCCCCCCGCCGCAUGAGGCCACCCCGCAGGCGAUCCUGUUCGAGACGGCCGCCGAGAAACGAGCGGCCUGUAAGAAGUAAAGGUGCUUCGCGCGCCCGUGCGCAGCCCGUUGAAGAGCUCCAUCCCCGGAGCGCGCCGCACACCUCCACCGUGAGUGUGUCGCGCUCUGAUCACCGAAUCGUUGAGCAGACUUGAAAUCGAGGCCACCACCCCCUGCCGGGCCACCUCGUCCUCGUCCCGACGGAGCCCUCGACGGUGUGGAGCAUGCGCUCGUUGUCGAGGUGCUGCUGCUCCUGGCCGGCCUGAAGGGCCUGCGCGUGGGCCUCGGCGGGCUGAGGCGCUAUGGCGGCUCGGCGCCGCGGGCGCCCGCUGCGGAGCUCCGCUCUGGCCGCCCGCUGCGGAGCUCCGCUCUGGCCGCCCGCCGUGGGCGCCCUGGCUGGCGAAGAGCCCAGGCACACUGGGCACCAUUCCGAUGGGCAGGCCUGCCUGGGCCGGGCGGGGCACCAUUCCGACGUCCGCGUGUGGCAGGUGGCGGGUCCACCGGUCCACAGGGCCGCGGGGGCGGGGGGGAGCGACGCCUGCGGCUGCGCCAACUGGCUGCUGGCGAGCUGGCUGCCAGUGAGCCUCUCCCUCGGCGGGGGGCUGCUGCUGGGGCGUGGAGGCUGAGCUUCAGGUGCCUGGCAGCUGCGGGCGCGCGGGCAGAUCCGGCCGCCGCGGCGGGCCCCUCCUUGAGCCUCUUCGCUGCGCGCGGUGGCCGCCAGAUGCAUAGCUUGGCGGCGGGUGCUCCAGCGCGGCGCCCGCCUCCUCGUCGAGGCCCGCGGCUGCACCCCGGAUGGCGGCCGCGUCGUCGGAGCCGUGAGAGCAGGCGUCGAGGUGGACCCCCAGUCCCCCCGCGCGGCCGCGCUGGCACCCUCGUCGGCGGGGGCCCUGGACUCCGAAGACGCCCGCCGGGGCUUCUCGACCC
Prorocentrum cordatum is the source of this 1074-nucleotide messenger RNA. Lineage: Eukaryota; Dinophyceae; Prorocentrales; Prorocentraceae. The record is from the annotation of a GenBank genome assembly.